AUAAAGCACGGGUCGAUAUUCUUGAUUAAAUUCCGAUUAAUUGUCCAGCCCUGGUUAAUGUUUUGCUUUUUAAACGCGUUAGGAGCAGUUAGUUGUGUAAUCCAAUAAGCUCCAGUCCGUGUUUCCCCUGGAGCCCGUCCUGAGUCUGGCUCACUGGCAGGUUUGUUUACUGGCGGAGAGGCUGGGAGAAGGGAGAAGCGGAUCCUCCAGGACCUGGAUACUGUACAAUCUACCUCUGUUUGUGGACGCAGAAAAGGACAAAAAACAACUCCAAAAACUUUGUCACACACUUUUCUCUCUUUCAGACAGACGCUUAGUUGUGUUGGCAGGAGCGCGAACACAAUUUGGAGCAUUAUAUAUAUUUUUUUAUUUCUUUUUUUUCCUAUUCCUAAACAAAAAAAAAAAAGAAGCGCUGCGGAGCCACGACGGAGUCCCAGAGAGUGGAGCCCUCACUGAAAUCUCUGCACACACCGAACAGGAGUUGUCGCUUUUGGAGAUAACCAGCUGCCCGACACAAAAAAACACAUUAUUUCACAAGCGAAAUAAGUCAUCCGAGGUGUUUUGUGCUCGCUGGAGGACUUGAAGCGGAUUUUUACCAAAGACACGUUAACGUUACGCCACGCAUGCCACAACCAUCGAGUCAGCAGCAAACGGCUCCAAAAAUCCUCUAAAUUAAAUUCACGGCCGCUUUUACUCAGAUUUCCCUGCAUGCAACUUGUGUUUUGAGAUAAAUAAUAUGCGCUGCAGCUGUGUGGUAUGCAGGGGUGAUUCUUAAACUUAAAAUUAAUUGAAGAGUUGCUGGAAAAAGCAUCGCAAACUUCACUUGUGGCCUGGGCUCGAGUGGCGGAGCCAGGCAAGCUAAGGCAGCUAGCUAAGCUAAGCUAAGCUAGCCUAACGGGCGCUUGCUACUUUAGCUUUUUCUCGGGACAACAAAGUCUGUUUUUGCUUCAUUUUUUGGAAACGGAGAAAGUCAACUAGGUCACCUUAACCAACCAAUGCAUUUAACGACCCACUAAGAGCACGCGUGUCCCGUGGUGGUGUGUGUUAAGUGCUUUUCCAUGAGGUGGCUAACUUUAGCAGCAGCGCUAGCUUGUGUUUGACUGAACACGUUGGACUCGUGCCUCCGCCCAUCUUCCGGGAUGUCUUUUAUUUAUUUUUGUUUACCUGUUGGCCCACGCCGCAAAACAAAACCAAUUUCCUGAAGGCAUUUCUCCCCCAGUCUGAACUGUCCUCGCCAAAGGAUUAUUCUGCAUUUGAGCCGGAAUAGUGCUGGAUGGGGCUUUAUUCCGAGUCAGUGAUGUGGCUCCGGACUGUGUGUUUUGUUUUGACCGCUGUCUGCAUUGUGAUGAGCUGUCAUCGAGCGAGUGGAGAGGUAUGUCCAAGCAAGGACAUCCGCAACAAUGUGACCAACCUACAUUCGCUCGAGAACUGCACUGUGAUCGAAGGCCACCUGAAGAUCUUACUCAUGUUCAGGACCAAGCCCGAGGAUUUCCGAGGCCUCAGUUUCCCCAAACUCACAGUGGUCACCGACUACCUGUUGCUCUUUAGAGUGUACGGUCUGGAGACCCUCAGUGAUCUCUUCCCCAACCUAACCGUCAUCAGAGGCAACAACCUGUUCUUCAACUACGCCCUCGUGAUGUUCGAGAUGCUCCAGCUGCGAGAGAUCGGCCUCCAUAGCUUGAUGAACAUCACCCGAGGAGCCGUGAGAAUCGAGAAGAACCCCGAUCUCUGCUAUCUCUCCACUCUGGACUGGUCCAAGAUCCUGGACACCGUGGAAGACAACUACAUCAUGGCGAACAAGAACAACAGAGAGUGUGGAGAUGUGUGCCCCGGGGCGGCCAUCGGAAAGACCACCUGCCAGACCACCACCAUCAACGACAACUUCAGUGAGCGAUGCUGGACCCAGAACCACUGCCAAAGAAUGUGCCCAGCUCAGUGUAAACAUCGCGCCUGCACCAGGGACGACCAGUGCUGCCACGACCAGUGCCUGGGCGGCUGCCUGAAGCCCCACUCAGCCAAUCACUGCGUGGCAUGUCGCGGCCUCCAGCACGAGGAAAACUGCGUGGAUCGCUGCCCCGAAAACCACUUCACCUACAAGGGCUGGCGCUGCGUCUCCUUCGCCUUCUGCCAGGAUCUCCACAACAGAUGCACGAGGGAGAAGGAGCACAGCAAGAGGGCCGACUGCCACGAAUACGUCAUUCACAACGGUGCCUGCAUCCAAGAGUGUCCCUCCGGCUACACCACCGUCAACUCCUCCUCGCUCAACUGCACUCCCUGCGCAGGGCUCUGUCCCAAGGUAUGUAAGGGUCUGAAGACUGUGGACUCUGUCACGGCUGCCCAGGAUCUGAGAGGCUGCACCGUCCUCAACGGGAGUCUGGUCAUCAACCUGCGCGGAGGAAACAACAUAGCAGCUGAACUGGAGGCCAGCCUGGGCCAGCUGGAAGAGAUCACUGGCUACCUGACAGUGCGACGUUCCUACGCCCUCGUAUCCCUCUCUUUUUUCCGCAAACUCCGUGUUAUUCGUGGAGAGGAACAGGAAAUCGGGAAUUACUCAUUCUACGCCCUGGAUAACCAGAACCUGCGGCAGCUCUGGGAUUGGUCCAAACACAAGCUGAACAUCCAGCAGGGACGCAUGUUUUUCCACUACAACUCCAAACUCUGCAUGGCUGAGAUACGCAAGAUGGAGGAGGUGACGGGGACCAAAGACCGGCAACUCAAGAACGACAUCGCCUCCAAGACCAACGGAGACCAGGCCUCAUGUGAGAACCAUGUGUUGAAGUUUACCAUGAUCCGAACCAUGAGCGAUAAAAUAAUGGUGAAGUGGGCACCCUUCUGGCCUCCAGACUUCAGAGACCUGCUUGGCUUCAUGGUGCUCUACAAAGAAGCACCUUUCCGGAACGUAACCGAGUUUGACGGGCAGGACGCCUGCGGCUCCAACAGCUGGGUGAUUGCUGACGUGGACCCUCCCCGUCGAGCCACAGAAGGGGAAAAGGACCAGGUUGAGCCGGGUCAUCUCAUCCUGCCACUGAAGCCCUGGACGCAAUACGCCAUAAUGGUGAAAACCCAGCUGUCAGCCUCAGACGAGCAUCAAGUCCACGGAGCCAAGAGCGAGAUCAUCUACGUCCGCACCAACGCCACCAAACCCUCAGUACCGCUGGACCCAAUUUCUUCGUCCAACUCUUCCUCCCAGAUCAUCCUCAAGUGGAAACCUCCCAAUGACCCCAACGGCAACAUCACUCACUACCUGGUGUUCUGCCAGCGCCAGCCUGAAGCCAGCGAGCUCUACAAGUUUGACUACUGUCAGAAGGGGAUGAAGUUGCCGUCUCGAGUGCCGACUCAGGUGGACAAUGACGAGGAGCAGAAGUGGAACCAGACAGAGGAGCAGGGCCCAGGGACUCGGUGCUGCGCCUGCCCCAAAACUGACAAGGAGCUCAAAAAGGAGAAAGAGGACUCAGAGUACCGCAAAACCUUUGAGAAUUACCUCCACAAUGAAGUCUUUGAGAUCAAACGCUCGAGGCAGCGACGUGCUGUGGUGGGCAUCGCCAACCGAACGCACCCCUUCCUCACCACCGCCCCCAGCCCGCCCCACGGCACGGAGAUCCCUGAGGACGAGGAAACCUUUGAAAGCACGAAGACGGUGGUCACCGUCCCCGCCAAGGAGUCCACCGUCAUCUCCAACCUGCGCCACUUCACCAGCUACCAGAUCGAGGUCCACGCCUGCAACCACCCCACCGACGCGGCCCGCUGCAGCAUGGCGGCGUAUGUCAGCGCCCGCACAAUGCCUGAAGACAAAGCUGAUGACAUCGCGGGUCCAAUCACUUACGAGGUGUCAGAGAACGUGGUGCACAUUGCAUGGCAGGAACCGAACUCACCUAAUGGGAUGAUCAUCCUGUACGAGGUCGGCUACAAGAGACUGGGAGACACCGAGGAGCUGCUUUACUGCGUGUCCAGGAACAUGUACAAAGUGACCCGCGGCUGCAAGCUGAAAGUGAUGCACCCUGGGAACUACACGGUGAGGAUCCGUGCCACCUCGCUGGCCGGGAACGGAUCCUGGACCGAGCCCACGUACUUCUACGUCCAGGACGCAAGCGAUCCUCUCUACGUGGUGAAGAUCGUCAUCGGGCCGGUCAUCUGCUUCGUCCUGCUGCUGUUUGUGGCCGUGGCGGGAUUCGUCAUGUUCAAAAAGAGUCAAACUCAAGGGCCGAGUGGUCCCAUCUACGCCUCUUCAAACCCAGAGUAUCUCAGCGCUAAUGACGUGUACGAGGAGGACGAGUGGGAGGUUGCCAGAGACAAAAUCAACAUUUUGAGGGAACUGGGUCAGGGCUCCUUCGGCAUGGUCUACGAGGGCAUCGCCAAGGACAUCAUCAAGGGCGAGGGGGACUCACACGUAGCGGUGAAGACGGUGAACGAGUCGGCGAGCCUGAGGGAGAGAAUUGAGUUCCUGAACGAGGCUUCGGUCAUGAAGGCCUUCAGCUGCCACCAUGUGGUGCGUCUGCUGGGUGUUGUGUCUAAAGGCCAGCCAACCCUGGUGGUGAUGGAGCUGAUGACCCACGGAGACCUGAAGAGCUUCCUGCGCUCCCUGCGUCCUGAUGCUGAGAACAACCCCGGGCGUCCUCCACCCACUCUGAAGGAGAUGAUCCAGAUGGCGGCUGAGAUUGCAGACGGCAUGGCUUACCUUAACGCCAAGAAGUUUGUCCACAGAGACCUGGCGGCCAGAAACUGCAUGGUAGCUCACGAUCUUACCGUCAAAAUAGGAGACUUUGGAAUGACCAGAGACAUCUAUGAGACGGACUACUACAGGAAGGGAGGGAAAGGCCUGCUGCCCGUCAGGUGGAUGGCACCCGAGUCUCUGAAGGACGGAGUCUUCACAGCACAUUCAGACUGCUGGUCGUUCGGGGUCGUGCUGUGGGAGAUCAGCACGCUGGCCGAGCAGCCGUACCAGGGCCUGUCCAACGAGCAGGUCCUCAAGUUCGUCAUGGACGGAGGCUACCUGGACCGGCCCGACAACUGUGCCGACAGACUACACAACCUGAUGCAGAUGUGUUGGCAGUACAACCCCAAGAUGCGUCCCACCUUCCAGGAGAUCAUCGAGAUGCUCCGGGAGGACCUGCACCCUUCCUUCCAGGAGCUGUCCUUCUUCUACAGCGAGGAGAACAAGCCGCCGGAAACGGAAGACUUUGACCUGGACAUGGAGAACAUGGAGAGCAUCCCGCUGGACCCGUCGUCCUACUCCCAGAGGGAACAGUGUUUGGACAGGGACGAGGCCUCCUCCAUGGGCCUGAGGGGCAGUUACGAGGAGCACCACAUCCCCUUCACACACAUGAACGGGGGAAAGACCAACGGACGAAUACUGGCCCUACCGCGGUCCAGCCCCUCCUAACAUACUGUACACAUCCCGCGCAAACACGUCAUUGCUAUAGAUUUAAAUAUAUUUUUGUUUUUCGUUGUCAUUUUAUAUAGAUCACACUUUUAUCACUCUCUACAGGAGCCCCUCAGCUCAUAUCUCAGGACUUUAUUUUUCUCUUCAGAUGCCACAAACAUACACUACAGCGAGUUCACACACGGACGCCAGACAACACUUUUUGUAUUUAAGGACGAACCUCCCGCGUCUAUCUCUCUUGUUCAUGAUUGUAGUUUAUAUACUGUAUAUAUAUAUUGCUAAGUUUGUGCUAGACUGGGUGGAUAAUGGAUUCAACUGUGAAACAAACUCUUGACAAACAAGAAGGCUGCUAAACCCUCUGUCCCUUCCCCGAGUCCAGACUGUGUCCCUCUCCCCGAAUUAAACAAGAGGCUUCAUCCCCGGGUUGCUACGUUUUGAUAAAAGUGCCCUUCUAUUUUGUCUGUGGCCUACAUCAGUUGUCAUGGAACUGUGUCCGAGUCUUUGUACGCAAGCGGAUGACGAACUGAAAAUGAAAUAAAAAAGACUUUGGGAACUCAGUUGGAUGGUCAAAGACGGUCGAACAAACUCUAAUCCACUGGAGAAGCUGGUUGAAGUGGCUUACCUCCUCACAUUCUGCAGUAUUCCAAAACGGCACACAUGAUAAACACAGGACUUUUGUCAGGUUAUAUUUUUUAAAAUUUAUUUACGUCUUUUUCUUUUCCCUUUUUUGAGUUUUCACAUUUACAGCUGAAGGAUAUUUAAACUGUUUUCAGAAACAUGUUGGUGAACGAGUUCCUCAGAUUGACCAAUAGCUGCUUCUUUGGUAUAUUUUAGAGGGUAUAGAAGAUAAAAAAAUAUAUAUAAAUAUAUAUAUAUAAAUAUAUUGUUGAUGUUUUUGUACAUAGCUGAUAUGUUGUCAUUCUUGAGGUAUUUCCGGUCAUAGAAAAUGUUUUUACAUGUUAGUCUCUUAUGUUUAUUUUUUCUAAUCCAGAAAAUCAUACUAAUUAGCUUUUUUUUUGACUCAUGAUCAACGAACAGCACUUGGUCUUUUUUGCUACGCGAUGCCCGGGGAGAAAGAGUGUUUGGCCUCUUCAAGCUUAAGAUGUCUGCCCAUCAUAUCAAGAUCAAAUAAAAAUAGUGCUGUAAAUAAUGCAGCAAGGUGCAUUCAUGAA
Centropristis striata (black sea bass) is the source of this 6552-nucleotide messenger RNA. It is a transcript of the gene insra, whose product is annotated as insulin receptor a. NCBI's taxonomy places the organism in Eukaryota, Metazoa, Chordata, Actinopteri, Perciformes, Serranidae. Gene Ontology annotation, molecular function: insulin receptor substrate binding; insulin receptor activity; ATP binding. Gene Ontology annotation, biological process: multicellular organism development; positive regulation of phosphatidylinositol 3-kinase/protein kinase B signal transduction; positive regulation of kinase activity. The record is from RefSeq and is a predicted model, not a curated record. The transcript has 21 exons. Bases 1274 to 5380 code for a protein of 1368 amino acids. Gene Ontology annotation, cellular component: axon; insulin receptor complex; membrane.